CAUGGCGUUCAAUUAAUUUUAUGAAAACUGAAGACAGCAUAUUUAUUCAUAAAAUUUAGCAUAAAAAACAACAAAAUUACUUAAAAAUUGAUCAAAUAUUAAAUUAACAAAACAUGUGCUAAUGAUUUUUGUUAAAAGUUAAUAGUUUAUCGAAGAGCAUUGAUUGAAAAAAAGUUAAAAGCGUGUGUGGUGCAGAUUUUUCUGCCACAAACAAUCUCAUCAAAAUGUCAACAUUACAUUUGCCGCGUUAAACAAAAAAAAUAAUAAAACUAUAAAAUCACCCACUACACUUUUUUUUAUUAGUUUUAAGUUAAGAAACCUUUUACUAAAAAUAGAGUUCCCUUUGUUUGGUUCCAAUAAACUGCGUAACUUCAUUAAUCAAGAGCGUUAUCGUUGUGAACUAAAAGACUCCCGCACCUAACUGGGAACGCAAGACCAAAAGUGUUGUCGCUUUAGAAGGAUAUCUUUUUUUUUUUUUAAAUAAAAACAUGUCCAAUAUGAAGCAAGAUUUCGAUGCGGAUCAGUUUGAGUCGCGACUGGAACAUCUGAAAGACACACAGGAUGGAAUACAACAAAUGUCCUCGUGGUGUCUUCAACAACGAGCCCAUCACAAAAAAGUUGUUGCAAGCUGGUUGAAUGUUUUCAAGAAAGUGCGAGUUGAACAUCGACUAGUUCUGUUUUAUCUGGCGAACGAUGUGAUUCAAUAUAGUAAAAGGAAGCGGUAUGAGUUUGUUGAAAGUUGGGCGACAGCUUUGCAAAGAGCAACAACUAUGGUCAGAGAUGAUAAAGUUCGAAAUAAAAUAUUUCGUAUAUUUAAAAUAUGGGAACAAAGAGGUAUUUACAGCGAGGAAUAUCUAAGUGACUUAAGUGGCCUCCUCAGUAUGAAUAUCUCGAAAAAGUCCCAGUCAACCAAUAACGCAGAAGUAGCUCCCGAUGAAUUUCAAAGCUCUGCAUUGAUCUCAAAUAUACGAGAAUGUGUUGAAUUGUCAACGGCUACUGACAAAAGUUUCAAAAACUUGCCCAAGGCACCUAAUUGUGAUAUUGAAAACAUCAAAAUGGUUCUUAAAGAUAAGAGUCAUUCGGAUGAUGUUGAGAGAGAGCUUGAAAGGUAUACAAUGAGCAUAGAGAAGCAGAGAAAACAUUUGGCGGCUGAAAUUAAAAGCCGAAAAGCUGUCUUAGCGAAUUUAGAGACAGCGAUAACAUUCUAUGCAAGUCAAAGGGGAGAAGUCAAAGUCGUAGUCAGUGCAUAUAAGAAUUUUGGAAGUAGAAUAAAACUAGUAAAAAAGAAACUCGAUGAGAUCACACCUAAUUUACCUAGUCCAAUUCCAUCACCGGAUAUUAAUGCUCCUUCACCGGAACCAGAUUCAGAUAUUAAUUUGCCAGAUGAACAGAGUCCGUCAAUGAAUAUUUUCAAAAGUGCUUUUAAUGGAUAUACAAGUUAUUUGGACGGCAAACUACCAUUUGAUAUAAAUGAUUUCAAACGAGGUGAUAGUCCAAAGGGUAGCAGUAAUUUAUCAGCAAGCCAACCUAUAGAAGUUAUUGCAAGUAGAUCCGAUUCAGAUGUCCUAAAUGAUAGUUUCAGUGGUCCAGGGUUUUAUAAACCCGAACCAAUUGGUCCGAUGAACUCAAUUAAUCCAUAUUCUGCGAGCACAAUAACAUUACCCGUGCCAACAGGCCAACCAGAAUAUUCUUCUUUAGCAAGGCCAACUACGUCCAAUUAUACAUCUCCAUCGCUAACCUAUGGUGGUAUAAGUGGAGGACAUACGUCAAAUCGUUACAAUCCAAUGGUGCCUAAUUACGCCAGCGAUUCGAGUUAUAUUUCAAAUUCAUCAAGCAAUAGCUAUGACGCAAGUAUGCCAUUAAUGCCACCACCGAUGCCUCCAUCUCUUGGUGGAGGAAAUGGUUCCCAGAGUGAUGAAUUCAAUUCAACAUGGGACUUGGAUAUGUCAUGGACAUCACUCGAUACAUCUAAUCAAUUUAAUCAUUGUAUUGAUACGCCGAUCUCACCGGGACAUUUUGACCAAGAAAGCAUCCUGGAUGAUAGUGUGACAGAAUAUGAUGAGCUGGAAAAUGACAUAAUGCCUAUGCAAGAUGUUGAUCAUCGUCAAUUGCAUCUAACACUUCCGGUUGCGCCUCCUCUACUACCGAUCUUAGGUCCAAAUAAAACGCGUCCUCUAGAUAUCGAUCACAGAAAUCUUAUUUCACUGACAGGAUCUCCGAGGUCUAGGGAAAAUGAAGACAAAUAUAAGAGGACAAAUAAGACUUGGGUGGCACCAUCCAAAGACAAGGACUUCCGGGCACCAAUGCCUAUAAACCCGCCCGCUAAACCACCCCAGGAAAAACAGUCACAGCCCACGCUAAAAGAUACCGACUAUCGAACGUUGGUCGAUCAACCCAAGACUGAGAGCUCAGCUCUUCCAGCUCAAACCCCAGCACCAGCACCACCAGUUCCGCCUCUUCAACCUCCACCAAUGCUAACAGGCUUAUUAAACUUUCCUCAAGUUCUUAUGGCUCCAGGUACUGGAGAAAACGAAGAAGCUCCGUCUGAAAAACAAACCACAGUUUCAGAGAAAACAAGUGACGAACCGGGUUAUGAUCCCAGUGAUAUGGUUGAAAGUAUCGAUAUGGAUAUGUCCGAUGAAGAUCUGGAAGAUAUUUUAAGAGAAGUAGCAUCGGAAGAUAGGCAAAAGGCGCUGCAACAAAAAGAACUGCAACAAGAACAAGAAAAUGAGGCGAACAAUAAAAGAAUGCAAGAGCAACAUCAAGAACAAGAUCAAAAUAGUCAAGAGCAGCUAAGUUCAGAGGAAUAUGAUGCACUAUCAAAUAACGAUGAUUAUACUCCUGAAGAACCAACUGACGAUAGUGAAAAAACAAGCCCAGAAGUGAAACCCGUUAAACCGUUUUCUUAUCGAGAUAAUCUAAUACCGGUUGCCAAUAAUAGACCACCAUUAUUAGACACACCUCCUCCUGCCAACAACAAUCAAAUUUGGGAUAAUCAGCAACCGACACAUGUGAAUCCAUUCGCACAGUCAUUCGACGACCAAACACCCUCCGACAAUGGCAUGCAUAACAUAAUGCGACCGCCAAUGAAUCCCUGGAAGCAGCAAACUCGAUUGCCUUUUCACAUCCAACAACAGCAAGACAAUUUUGGAUUUCAUCAAUCUGCUGAAUUUCAUCAGCCUGGAGACUUUCAACAGCAGCCUGCGGACUUUCAACAACCUGGGGACUUUCAACAUCGGCAACAAUUUCAGAGGUUUCCACGUGGUGGUCCAUUUCAACAAUCGCCUAGGAAUUUCAGUCCUCACCAAGCGCAAAAUCAUUUUCGUGGCUCACCCAGACCGAUCCGUGGCAAUCCUUUUUUUAAACCUCGUGGUCGUGGCGGUGGUGGCGGAGUUGGAGGCUCUCCAGGUGGCGGGCCAGCUGGACGCGGUAACAUGUUUCGUGGUAAAUUUCGAGGCAAUGUUUGGCACUAAACGAUUCUCAAUUAUUCACAUUACACUAUUCGUUUAGAAGAAAUUAGUUAUUAAGUGUUUCACAUCUUAAACUGACGAACACCAAAAUAGAUCGCAAAAUGUUGUAACGGUUUAAACUUAGAAUUUAUAUUCUUAAACAUUUAUAUUGAUCUAUUUUUCAAAAAAGAAAAAAGAAACAAACAAAUAUUAAAAUGUAAUUAUUUCUGGUUUUUAAAUAGCUAACGUUGAAUAACUGUAACGUUAAAAAAUAUAGAAUUGUUUUGCUUUUAAUAUCUUAUAACUGAACAAUUUAUUAAACAAAGAAAAGAAAACUUAAAAAAAAAAAACAGAAAUGAAAAUGUAAGCACUUAAAUGAAAUAAAAAUAAUUCUUGCUUUCAAAUAAUUAUUUAUUAGUUGUAAAAAAUAAAACAAAACAUAACUGUGCAAAAAUUGCUUAUUAAAUUUUGUUUAAAAUCAUUAAUAUUUAUCCUCAUUAUUAUUGUGUAUACCUUCUUUAAAAUGAAGCAUUUUGAAAUACAAAAUCAUCAAUGUACCCUAUAUACACAGUUAUUGUGGCAAAAACAAAAAACUUUGAUUAAAUUAAUCGUUUGUAAUAAAGCAUUAAACUUUGAGAAGCAGUUAUAUAUACUUCGAGUGAAGGGUUUUUUCCCCCCAAAAAAAAAGUUGUUUUCUACUUUUAAAUUACUUUGCAGAAAACAAAUACUACGCGAACAGUUUUGCUUUCAAAGAAUUUAAAACUUUCUUUUGUUUUAGAACAAAAUCAAAAUCAAAUUAUUCGUAAAAAAAUAAAUAAAACAAAAAUAAUUUCAUAUGAUUUUAUUGUAUUGCAAGUAGAGUAUUUGUUUUGAAUUUAACUAAUAAAACUAUAUUUUAUUAUUUUAGUUUUUCUUAGGAAAUAUUAACAUAGUAUAUGUAUGUAGAUCGAACAAGGUACUAAAAAUUUAAAGCUCUGAUUGCUAAAACGUUAUCAAAUCUUCAACAGUGAAUUUUCUAAACAUAAAAUGGUGUUGCCAGGAAGAUACACCUUUUUCAAUGUAUAAACAAACAAAAGCAUACUAUAAGAUAUUUAAUAAAUAGAAAAGAGCAUUGGCUCUUAUUUCUAAAACAAAAUAAAGAAUGAGUUAAAUGGAACGAAAAAGAAAACAAAAUUAGGAAAACAUUAAAUCAGUUUUGAAUAUGUGUUAACAAUGUGUUUUACUGUUAUACGCACUCAUCAAAUUUACUUUUUCAAUUCGAUUUUUUUAUUUCUAAGAACAAAUAUUUUAAUACAUAAAUAAGGUUUUAGGUCUGACGAAUUACACUCCAAAAAAAUUGAUAUCCUAUGAUAUUACCAGUAUAUGAGAUGAUAGUCCUGGGGCCCUACUCUGUAAUGCGUUUCGAAGCCAAUCCGAUUCGAACUUUUUCUAUUUAUUGAACAGAUUUGUUUUGUCUCGAAGUAUUUCUUAUGAGAUUUGUCAAAGCAAAAAUUCAAAACAGAUUACAAAGACGAGGAAAAAAUUGAAAUUAAAAUGCUCUCAUCAUUAUCACUUGAGAAUUAUCGUAAUGAGUUUUUUACACUUCAAUACUUUGCAAUUGCCACAUUUCUCUUUUUAAUUCAAGCUUAGGAAGUUUAAGCUGUUUUUUUUCAUAUCCAAUUCCCUUUUUUUGUGUUGAAAUUUGUCUUUUGCCAUGAUAUACUUUUUUUUUUUAAGGCAUACAAAUUCCAACAUGAUUUCAAAUUGCUUUCGUUUGGUUUGAAUUUCAAAUCGUUACCUCUCUUGGUGUAGAAACAAAAUUUUCGUUUUCGAACGCUAAUGACAUUCGGAAACGCAUAAGCAGGUACGAAAAAUCCGAAUGCGGAUUUUUCAUUCCGUAAUUAUUAAAUUUUUUAUCCGCAUUCGAAAGACUUCAAUAUAUUCGUUUUCGAAACGCAUUACAGAGUAGGGCCCCUGGUCUUGAAAAAAUUGAUCAUUAAUCUUUUUUAAAACAAAUACUUCGUGUUCAACAAUAGUCAACAAGGCACAUUCAUCAACUAACAAUAAAUAUUUUAAGUGCAACAGCAGCGCUUCAAUGUAAAAUUUAAAAAAGCAGGUUUAAAGAAAAACAA
This is a messenger RNA of Eupeodes corollae, 5560 nucleotides long. RefSeq lists its product as uncharacterized. The coding region runs from base 489 to 3473 and encodes 994 amino acids. Gene Ontology annotation, molecular function: RNA polymerase II complex binding. Gene Ontology annotation, biological process: mRNA 3'-end processing. Gene Ontology annotation, cellular component: RNA polymerase II, holoenzyme. The record is from RefSeq and is a predicted model, not a curated record. The transcript is spliced from 13 exons. NCBI's taxonomy places the organism in Eukaryota, Metazoa, Arthropoda, Insecta, Diptera, Syrphidae.